Pecten maximus is the source of this 2094-nucleotide messenger RNA. RefSeq lists its product as uncharacterized. The transcript has 4 exons. The coding region runs from base 108 to 1343 and encodes 411 amino acids. The record is from RefSeq and is a predicted model, not a curated record. Lineage: Eukaryota; Metazoa; Mollusca; Bivalvia; Pectinida; Pectinidae.
UCCCCCUUCCAGACACGUAAUUGCUUCUUCUCAAGUAGCUAGAGCUUGAAGUCAUUGGAAAUAUUUUCCAAUGAAAAUCAUGGAUGAAUGUCGUGUAUAUGUGAAUAAUGAUUAUCCCAAACGCAGUCACAUUUACAGAAGCAUCGGUGAAUGUCGUUAUCAGACUUUUUGCAAUUAUAUUCUUUUGCCAAAAUUCACUGCAACUUAUCCAAGCAACUAAUCAUCAAAGUGAAACUAAAUCAGCAACAACUUCCGACAUAAAAACUUUGGACAGAUUACACCAACUGCGAAUCCAGAAUUUUGAUAAAAGACCUCAACAUGAUGGCAGUAAGAAGCAUGAUAUCAAUGAAACAUUAUCCAUCAAGCAAAGACCAUCGAAGAUCCAAAAAUGGAAAGAAUUGUACACAAAUAAUCUGGGCAGGACAGAUAAAUAUUUCAACAGUCAACAUAAAUACUUCACCAUCAGACCAGUUAGAUCAGAUGACAAUACAGUUAUUGUUGACGUAUGGAAAGGAUACUGUCCAACACUGAUGCCAUGGUUGAUUAAGGCAUUUAAUAGAGCUACUUACAGUACAGAAUCAAGGGAAGAAGUCAUUAAAGUGAUUUUACACAAAAGAAAAGAGCGGACUAAAAGCAAUGUUUGCAUCAAGAAUAGUUGCUGUAUUUUUUCAAGUGUUGCAUCAAUGGAACUUUUGCUAGCAUGGUUGAUGAAAGAUUAUACAUCUUUCAACUCAGCUUCAUUAUGUUGUAAUAUGUCGGUGCUCUCUUUUGAUGAGCAUAUGCUCAGAUAUGACUUGGAUAUUCCUAACAUAGAUUUAGACAGAUUUGAAACGAAUAUGGAACUUGGACAUGUACGAAUAAAAGUAAAUGUUUUUAAUGAAUUGGAGAAAGAUGCCAGCACUUUCAAUAAUUCAACUAACUUCCAUGUUAGGAACAAACGGGAUGUGUUCAUCUUCAAUUCUAGUAGAGAUUUCAACACCACUAUUUUUCAUCAAAUUUCAAUACAGAACAAUAUAGAUGCCAGUUGGGGCGUGGUAUGUAUAUUUGUUGUCAUGAUGUUUGUGAUUGUGGUUGGCUGUUGUUUGAGGAUGUUUGACGUGAAGCAGAAUACCAAAGUACAUUUCCAGUAUCAUGACGGGAUUCAUCUCAUGUAUGUGAAUGAUCUGAUACGACGAAAAGCAAGGCUUUUGCCAAUGUUCCAGUCUGCCUGGAGACAGCACGAUGAAGAAAUAUUAUUCCAGCGAGGAAGAAAAGGUCAGGUGCCUUUGGCGUCGGUUGUUGAAGAAGAUGAGGGGAACCAAGUAGAAAAUUCCAGUGAGGAGGAACAGUAUUUAGAUUAUUAACAGACAGUAUUAGUGUCAUAUAUUUCACAAAUUUGGCUUGGAGUACUUAAAACAGUUCUGUUUACCUAUGUACCGGUAUGUAUUUACCGUACAUUCAAAAUGCUUUGUGAACUUGAUUUCAAAAGAGAAGGUUAAUGGUGCUAUCCACAAGGACGGCAAACAUUCCGAACCCACAGUCCAAAUAUACCCGGUAUAUAUAUAUAUGUUUAUUGGAUUGUUGGGUGUCAUGGAUGUCCCUGUGGUAUUGUUGUACCUUUUAAGUUCUUAAUCCGCUCUUACUGGUACUCUUAAACAUAUGUGUGUCAGAGUUUUGGAACUACAAAGGUUUAUUGAUUUAAUAGAAAGUUAAAAAUGAAAGUUAUGAAUGUUAAAAAGAAGACAACAAAGUACAUUCCAUUUGAUUACUCUUAUAACAAAAUUCUACAUAUUAAUUAGAUUCUAAUUAUAAGAGACCUGGAUAAGCUUACCUACCUGAGUAGUCUAAUACUUCUAUAGUUUGUCAUCAAAAGGUAAACAGAGGGAUAACCUUCAAUGUCAGAGGAACUGAAGGAUAUUAACUGGAACAUAAAAACAAACUGAUAUUUUCCUAUUUGCCUUUUUACAAUUUCACAUAAAAUCCUAACAGAUAAUUACAAUGCUGAAACAAAAUCAUUUUCUUUUCUUUUUUAACCAGAACCUCUGAGUUUCAGCUGUUCAACUUGUUUUUGUUCUGUUAUACACCAUGACCAUGUCAUAACGGAAUCAAGCUUCC